AUGUUUUUGGAAAUAGUUCUAAAUCACCCUUCUUUUACUUUUCAAGAGCCCAUCACCGGUAAAAUUUGUUUUGAAACGAAUACGGCAUCCUCCCCUCGUUCCUUUCAAAUAACUCUCCGUGUUAAGGGUUAUGCUGUCUAUCAUCACGGUUUUCUCUCCUCUCCUUCGUCUCACAAACACCCUACAGUUGCUAGUUCUCCGUCUGAUAACGACGAAACUACGGAGAUCUUCUCCCAUUCCGUUCCCGUCUCCAUCCCUGCUGGUCCUUCAGCCAAGUCUCAUGCCGUCGACUUUCAAUUUCUCUUUCCUUCAAAGUCCGCGGGCUCCCUUCCAUGCUCAAAAUCUAAUGACUCGAUGGUGAAUAUCCGCUACAUGCUAAAAGCUACUAUCCAAAAACGAUAUGCUUUUCUUAGUUCCUCUCAAAGUAAUGGCUCUUCCACCUUUCGUCGACCUUCUUAUAACCCUCAGCUCCCUUUUGCUCAUCUCGCAGCAAACCAUGCCUCCCAGUAUUCUACUUCCUCUACUUCUUCUUCUUCUUCUACCUCUACUCCUCUUCCACUCUCAACUACCGCUCCUCCUUCGUCCACUGCUGCCCAGCCGCCUUUCCUUUCUAUCGCCCCUACAGCUCCCAUGACAUCUUUUUUCAACGAGCGAUAUGCUACUUCUGUGCCCUCUCCAAGUAGUCCUCCUGCUCACUAUCCUCCCUAUUACUACCAUCCCCAAAAUCCUUCUUCCCUCGUUUCGAAUCCUUCUAUUUCUCCUACUCUAGACCUUGCUGCCCACUCUACCUACUCCUCAUCUCGUCCUUCUGCGUUUCCUCCUGCUACUCCUCCUCCUCAUGUCGGCGCCUCUGUUCCUUAUCCCUACGAGUCUCCUCCUUCUGCGACACCAACCGCUUCUUCUUUUUAUUCAUAUUCUAAUACCCCUCCUAUGUUGAACAAAACUGCUCAACGUUCUUACACUUGUCCCAACACCAGCUAUCCUGUUAGACAUCUUGCUUAUCCUAACGCUCCUCCAACCUUUUUUUCUAACUCCAUGUCUUCUUCUUCUAAAGACCUUCCGCCUGUAUCUCCCUCCUUGCCUCAAUCUCAAAUGUACUCAGCUGUUUCUCCGUCUGAUCCCGUCCCUAUUGCAGGUCAGCCCAAUGCAUUUACUACUCUUGCUCCUGGCGAAAAGCUAAGCAUCCAAUUAGAAGAAGACGAGCUGGUCGGUGAUGCUUCGGAACAUUCUCUUCUACCGGAUCAAGAUCCCAUGCCCGAUAAUUCCGAGGCUGUAUUCCCUCCUCGAAAGAACUCUACUAUUUUCGAGAUGGAUGAGCAUUUUGUACAGGACCAUACUUCUUCUCCAUCUUCUGCGGGCUCUCAAAGAACGUCUGUUCAUUCUUUGUCCCCAGAAGUCUGUCUUGCUUCUGAUUGUACUGUUAGUCCUUCUCCUACUUUAUCCAAAAAGGGAGGAAUUGACUUCUCUUCCGCUGAGGAUACACGGGAGCUAAACAUGGAUUACGCCAAAGAAUUUGAUGUUCUUAUAAACCAGGUUUUGCAAUCACUGUAG
Schizosaccharomyces cryophilus OY26 is the source of this 1551-nucleotide messenger RNA. RefSeq names its product meiotic suppressor protein Ste7. Lineage: Eukaryota; Fungi; Ascomycota; Schizosaccharomycetes; Schizosaccharomycetales; Schizosaccharomycetaceae. The transcript is spliced from 2 exons. The record is from RefSeq and is a predicted model, not a curated record. The coding region runs from base 1 to 1551 and encodes 516 amino acids.